GCACGCGCGGCCGCGAUGGCUUCGGGCUGUCCGGCGGCCUUCGGGGACCCGAGCGAAGUGCGCGAGGGCUUCCUGUGCCCGCUGUGCCUGAAGGAUCUCCAGGCGUUCCGGCAGCUCCAGGCGCACUACGAGGAGCAGCACCCGGGCGAAGACCGGGACGUCAGGGCGCAGCUCCGAAAUCUAGUCCAGAAGGCCAAAAGAGCAAAGAAGAAAUUGCUGAAACAAGAAGAUGAUGACAGAACUGAUUCUGGAUCUCAAGAACGAUAUGAGUCAUUCAGCUAUGGUGGAGUCGAUCCAUACAUGUGGGAGCCCCAGGAAUUAGGUGCUAUGAGAAGCCAUCUUUCUGAAUUCAAGAAACACCGAGCAGCCAGGAUUGAUCACUAUGUAGUUGAAGUCAAUAAGUUAAUAAUCAGGUUAGAAAAGCUUACAUCGUUUGACAGAGCAAACACUGAGUCAGCUAAAAUAAGAGCUAUAGAGAAGUCUGUUGUGCCUUGGGUCAGUGACCAGGAUGUUCCAUUUUGCCCAGACUGUGGCAGUAAGUUCAGCAUCCGAAACCGACGUCACCACUGCCGCCUUUGUGGGUCUAUUAUGUGCAAGAAGUGCAUGGAAUUUGUCAGUCUUCCUUUGGCAAGCAAACUCACUAGUGCCAGCAAAGAGGCCUUGGGUUCUCAUACGAGCCCCAACUCCUCACCCAGCAGUGUGCACGGCUCCCGCCGUGGCAGCAUUAGCAGCAUAAGCAGUGUGAGCUCUGUUCUGGAUGAGAAAGAUGAUGAACGAAUCCGUUGUUGUCAGCAUUGCAAAGACACCCUGUUGAAAAGAGAGCAACAGAUUGAUGAGAAAGAAUACACACCAGAGAUUGUGAAACUCUAUGAGAAACUCCGACUCUGCAUGGAGAAAGUUGACCAAAAGGCACCAGAAUACAUAAGGAUGGCAGAAUCACUAAAUGCUGGGGAGACAGCCUACAACCUUGAUCAUGCUAAUGACUUGAGGGUGGAGAUUCAAAAAAUGUAUGAAUUUAUAGAUGCCUUAAGCAAGAAGAUUUUGAGUCUAGGCUUGCACGAAGAUCCUCAACCUCAUCCUAAAAUACUACAACUUCAGCGAAUGAUAAGAUAUUCAGCUACACUUUUUGUUCAGGAAAAACUGCUUGGCCUAAUGUCCCUGCCAACCAAGGAUCAGUAUGAAGAACUGAAGAAGAGAAGACUGCAUAUGGUAAGACAGGUUGCUCUUGAAACACAGGGAAAACAAGAGGAAAAGCUGAAGGAGUUUAUCUCCAUAUCUGCAUCUGCAGUUAAUGGUGAUGAAACUCACAUAAAAAAAGGAACAGUCAGAAAAUCUGAAGGCUGGUUACCCACAUCUAGUAUUUCAAGAGAAAGCGAGAGAGCAGACCCACUUCUUCAGCAGAUUGACAAUAUCACAUCCUUUAUUAAGCAAGCAAAGGCAGCUAAUAGGAUAGAUGAGGUCCAUACGUUGCAAGAGAACCUGGUGCAGCUUCAGGAUGAAUAUGAUCAACAACAAACUCUGAAAGCUAUUGAGCUUUCUAAAAAACAGGCAGAAGAGGAAGAGAUACAGAGGGAGGAACUUCAGGUCCUCCGUGAAAAAGAGCGGGAAAGAGAGCACCAUAAAUUCAUGUCUCAGCAUUCAAGGACACGCUCCUUAGACUUCAGAGAAGUCAAACAGCAUUUGGAUGUUACUUGGAUCAAAGAGGACACAAGUUUUGAAACUCCUGCUGUUGAGCAGCUGCCAGCUAAAGAGCCCUUGACCUUCACACUCAAAUCCCAGAAUGUCCCACAGUGUGACAAAGACUGGGAUCAGCCACCCUGUCUAAACCCCUUUGAGGAUGAAGCAGAUACCCCUCAGGAAGAGGAAGAUCCCACUAACCCAUUUACCAAAGACACUUCUCCAGUGGUUUCUUUCUCUAACACAGCUCAGCAAAGUGAUAAAAAAGAAUAUAAUCCAUUUGAAAGUGAGGAGGAGGAUGAACAAAGUAAUGGAGCACCUGGCAGUACUUCAAACCCCUUUGAAGAGGAUGAAAAUCCAUUUGAAAAGCCUGGGGGCAGUUGGAAUUCAGGGAAUCCCUUUGAAGAGGGAUCGUCUAUCAAUCCCUUUGAAGUGGAGGAUGGCAGUGAGAUCUCUUGCGAAGAGGCUAUAGAGGAAGAGCUGCUUCUCCAACAGAUAGAUAAUAUUAAAGCUUAUAUAUUUGAUGCCAAACAUAGUGGACGACUGGAUGAGGUGGAGGUACUGACAGAGAACUUAAAGGAACUGAAGCACACAUUAGCAAAGCAGAAAGAGAAAUCCAACUGCUGAAGCAGCAAUAGGGCUGUGUAAUAAUUCCGUCUGCUGUCAAAUAUGGGAAAGUAAAGCAGAUACUUACAGACAGGAGUACAGAUCACAAGAGGGAAUUGGGAGAAUCCUGACUUUAAAGCACUUUCAUUUAGACAUUGCCACUACUACACAGACUUGAAGAAAGAAUUACUGAGGAAUGCUGCUUGUCUCAAAAGCUUAGAGUAAGAAAUUUUAAAAUAACUUUUUACAGGACUUCUAAUGCUAACUGGUCUUACUGAAUGCUUAUUUUGGUCCAGAGGUGAAGUGCUAAUAGGGAACUAUGAUGUGGAAGUGGUUGGAAUGUUGGUUUGCCCUCUUUCCCACUUUCUGUUGUAGUGUUGGCCUUUCAAGCGUGGCUUUGACUAAAGAGAGAUGAAAACUUUUCCAAAACUUCUUCAUCCUCUCCUGACCCAGUGUAGUUGAACUCUAAUGGUGUUCUGGCUGUUAAAGAGCUGGUGUGAUUCUCCAGGGUGCUGAAUGUACAGGAUUGCAGAUCAAGUUUGUACAAUGCUAAUAAAUAUAUUAAAAAAAAAGGGAUCUUAUGACUGAGAAGAACUUUGUAACUGAUCUUAGUAUGAGUAGCUUCUUAGUGUCUGUAUAAAGAUUCCCAAGUAAAAUUUGCAUGCUUCUUUUCAUCA
Molecule: messenger RNA, 2960 nt
Organism: Sturnus vulgaris (Common starling)
Lineage: Eukaryota; Metazoa; Chordata; Aves; Passeriformes; Sturnidae
Source: RefSeq, a predicted model, not a curated record